Aureococcus anophagefferens is the source of this 2679-nucleotide messenger RNA. RefSeq lists its product as hypothetical. Lineage: Eukaryota; Pelagophyceae; Pelagomonadales; Pelagomonadaceae. The record is from RefSeq and is a predicted model, not a curated record. Bases 1 to 2679 code for a protein of 892 amino acids. The transcript has a single exon.
AUGUCGGGCUACUACGACGGCUACGACGGCAUCCCGGACUACGGCGGGCCGCGCCACGAGGGCCGCGACCACCGCGUCGUCGACACGAAGGACGUCGUCGCCAACGACUGGGUGGGCCACGCCUACGACCCGGCCGGCGGCCUGACGUACGCGAACCCGGCGGGCCCGAGCCUGCCGGAGUCGCGGAAGCGGCCGCGGCCGCCGCCGCCGCCGCCGCCGCCGCCGGAGGAGGACGACAUCCCCGGCUACGUGCCCUCGCCGUCCGUCGCCGCUUUGAUGGGCGUCGACGUGCCCCUCGUCGGGUCGCGCGACAUGACCGUCGGCGAGGGCCGCGACUGCUCCAAGGACUGGCGGUGCCCGCAGUGCGCGAACGUCAACUACUCCGGCCGCAAGUGGUGCAACCGGUGCCGCGAGCCGCUGCCGCGGGACCCGGAGUUCGUCGGCGCCACGGGCAAGGUCUCCGCGAACCCCUGGGCGAACCGCGACACGUCCAAGGACUGGCGCUGCCCCGGCUGCUCGAACCUCAACUACGCGGGCCGCCGCGCGUGCAACCGGUGCCAGAUGCCGCAGCCCGAGGACCUCAAAGACGGCGGCAACGUGCAGACCGUGCCCAUCAACCCGGCCAUCGCGCCGACGAUCAAGCUCGGCGCGGCGGCGCCGCCGCCCGCGGACCAGACGCGGAACCCGCAGUGGGACGGCCGCGGCGGCGGCUUGGGCCCGCUCCUGCCGCCGCCGCGCAAACCGGGCGUCAACGCCGGCGCCGACCGGCCGGACCCGGGCCCGCGCCGCGACGGCGCCCAGGACUGGCGCUGCCCGACGUGCAACAACGUCAACUACAGCGGCCGGCUCACGUGCAACAAGUGCAAGUACCCGAUCCCGCGCGACGGCUACGCGGCGGCGCACGGCGGGUCCCUCGAGGGCUACGAAAGAUUGCGCGUGCCCGCGGACGAGGGCCGCGCGCCGCGGACCGCGCGCCGCGAUUCCGCCUUCGACUGGAAGUGCGGGACCUGCGCGAACACGAACUACAGCGGCCGCCUCGCGUGCAACAAGUGCCUCAAGCCCGUGCCGCCGCCGGGCUACGUCGAACUCGUGCCCCCGACGGCGCGGGGCUUCCCGGGCGGCGACACGGGCCACGGGCUGCACGACCACGGCUACCACGACGAGGGCGCGCGGCCCUUCGGGGGCCCGCCGCCGCCGCCGGGGCCGGCCUACGGGUUGCCCGUGGCCCAGCACGCCCUCCGCCACGCGGUGGCGGACCCGCACGAGCUCGACCGGCGCUACGCGGCCGCGCCGACGUGGAACGACGUCCUCGAGCUGUGGUCCGGCCGCGGCGCGCCGACGGCGGCGAAUUUGGCCAACGCGCUGAGCCGUUUGGGCAAGGUCGGCGGCGACGACCGGUCCGCGGCGCACGCCGCGCGCCACGACCGGCGCUUCGCGGCGCUGCUGCGGGAGCUCCGGAGCCGCAUCUGCGACGACCCGGAGUACCUCGGCCCGCGGCAACUGGGCAACGUCGCGCACGCCUUGGCGCGCCUCGGCGCGGGCAAGGGCCACAUGGACGGCGAGCGGGCCUUCCAGUCCCUGGGCCGCGCGGCGGCGCCGCGCGCCGCGGCCUUCGACGCGCGGGAGCUCGCGAACACGGCCUGGGCCUUCGCGACGGCCGGCGUCGACGCGCCGGAGCUGAUGCGCGCGUUCGCGGCGCGCGCGGCGGACAAGGUGGUGGACUACGACGUCCGCGAGCUGGCGAACCUCGUCUGGGCUCUGGCGAAAUUGGGCAAGGGGCCGGCGUCGUCGCCCGAGGCCGCGCGGCUCUUCGAGGCCGCGGCGUCUUCCGCGGCGGACCGCGCGGCGCAGCUGUCGUCGCAGCAGGUCGCGAAGCUGCUCUGGUCCUACGCGGCCGUCGGGCUGCGGCACGAGUUGCUCUUCCACGCGCUGUGCGGCCGCGCGCGCGCGGACCUGGCGUCCUACGGCCCGCUCUCGGUCGCAACGUCCGCGUGGGCGCUCGCCAAGGCGGGCCACCGCGACGACGCGUUGAUGGCGGCGCUCGCGGGCGUCGUCGCCGCCAAGGCGUCCGACUUCGGGCCGGGCGCGAUCGUCGACGCGGCCGACGCGCUCGACGCCGUCGGAGGGCACGCGGCGGCGCUCGACGCCGCGCUCGCCGCGGCCGCGCGGCGCGCGGCGGCGCUCGCGACGCCCGCGCUCCUCCGGCUGCUCGACGUCCUCGCGCGCGGCGCGGGCGCCGAGUCGAUCCCGGCGUUCCAGAGCGCCGUCGGCAGCCGCGCGGACGCCCUCGAACCGGGCGAGGUCGUCGCGUUCGCGCAGGGCUUCGCGAAGCUCCCGGGAGACCCCGGCCGCGUCUUCGAGGCGCUGGCGAGCCGCGCGGCCCAGCGGCGCACGUUCCUCGACUCGCAGCAGAAGCUCGCGCUCGAGGCCGCGCUGCUCGAGAAGGGCAAGGCCGCGCUGCUGCCCGCGGGCUUCUUCCGCGACGCGCUGCGGAGCGACGCCGCGUUCCAGCGGUCCGCGGACGAGCCCGCCUUCCUCGAGGAGCCCGACGAGCCCGCGCCGCCGCCGCCGCCGCCGCCGCCGAAGCCGCCCAAGGUCGACGCGCCGCUCCUGCCGCCGUCGCUCACGUCGAAGCUCGCCGCGGACUUCGACGUGGGCAUCCCGGGGUUCCGGAAGUAA